AACAGAAUUUGGUUUUGUAGUUUUCUGUUUUUUGUUCUCAAAAUUAAUAAUAAUUUAUUUACAAUACUAUUGCAUACAUUGCGAUAGACCUUUAUUUAUAAAUAUUUAGGCUUCUUGUAAUAUCAAGUACAUCUUACAAGCUAUCAAACAUGUCUUCCAUACCUUCCACUGAGGAAAUUGACGAAGAAAAGGAACGCGCCCAUUUUAAGGCUGUUGUAAAUGCCUUUAAGUAUUAUAAGCUAUGUAGCCUUGAUAGAAUUCACAAAUCUGAGAAAAUGAUAUCAAUGCUACCUCCAACUCAUCAGAAUCGUCUAGACAAGUACAAAACACUUCUUACAACAUUCAAAAAGUGUUUAGAUGUGAAUAACAGCAUUGUUCAUCUUAUCAUCAAAGAUGUAGACACUAUGUUUGAAAAUGUUGACCUUGGGGCUGAUGCAAACACCAAUGGAAUGGAGAGCUUUGGAUGCAACUACAACAACUGUGAACUGACUUCGCAGAAGCAGCACAAAAUGCAACAUGAUGUUGAUAAGGUGCAGUCAGUAUUGAAGAACAUAGUGAGAGACUGGAGCGACGCCGGUGCUGCAGAGAGGGAGCAGUGUUACCAGCCAAUACUGGACCGCAUUGAGAAGUUGUUUCCUGUAGUGGACUACAUAGAUCGAUCAGACAUAAAAAUCCUGGUGCCCGGUGCUGGUCUUGGUCGGUUGGCCUGGGAGAUUGCUGCCAGAGGUUUCUCCUGUCAAGGAAAUGAGUUCUCACUCUUUAUGUUAUUUGCCAGUAACUUUAUAUUAAAUAAAUGUCUUAAGGCCAACCAAUACACCGUGUACCCCUGGGUACAUCAAUAUGUUAACCACUUGAAGGGCGAGGACCAGGCGAGGGCUGCUACAUUUCCAGAUGUGCCACCCUCAGCCAAGGAGACUCAUUUUUCUAUGGCAGCUGGUGAUUUUCUUAAGGUAUACAUAGAGGAGAAUGAAUGGGACUGUGUGGCGUCGUGUUUCUUUAUAGACUGUGCACCAAAUGUCAUAGAGUUCAUAGAGAGGAUCUAUGCGAUACUCCGACCCGGUGCUUACUGGAUCAACCUGGGUCCUUUGCUGUACCAUUACAGUGACAUGCCAACUGAAAUGAGCAUAGAACCACCUUAUGACAUCCUAUUGGAUAUUAUUAGGGAUGUCGGCUUUGAAAUAUUGAGUGAGCGGUCAGGUGUGAAGACUAAAUAUGCUCAAAAUCCAGCAUCUAUGAUGCAGCAUGAAUAUAGCUCGGUGUUCUUUGUGUGUCGAAAACCUCUGGCCUCCUAAACUUUGUCUACUUUUUAUUUGAAAAAAAUAGUGAAAGUGUAAAUGUAUAACUG
This is a messenger RNA of Aricia agestis (brown argus), 1345 nucleotides long. RefSeq names its product carnosine N-methyltransferase. Bases 150 to 1292 code for a protein of 380 amino acids. Gene Ontology annotation, molecular function: S-adenosylmethionine-dependent methyltransferase activity. NCBI's taxonomy places the organism in Eukaryota, Metazoa, Arthropoda, Insecta, Lepidoptera, Lycaenidae. The record is from RefSeq and is a predicted model, not a curated record. The transcript is spliced from 8 exons.